AGUUUUCACUUGUUUCCUAUAAUAAUGCCAUAAUCUUAGAAUCAAAACAAAAUCUACCUAUAAUCCACUGGUACAGAAACCAAUCCAAGAGACAGAGGCCGCUUUCAGAGCUUCUAGCAUGGACCAUGGUGUCUUUCUUGAAUAGACUUUGGUUAAGCAGUAUUUAUUGAAUUCCAAGGAAAGUGAGGGAAAUCAAGUCAGGUGUAGGGCAUGGAUCGGAAUCAUCUCGUUUAACGCCUUAAAGCAACGGGGCUGCUGUUGAUACCAACAUUGCACCACACAACGCAUCUUGAGAAACCCUACUUUUUGAUUUUUGGGUUUUGACGGUAGAUAUGUUAGGUGUGCUUUGCAAUCUUGUUCAUGUAAGCUGCACGUUUCUUUCUUUUCUGGCAUCACUUUCCUCUAUAAAAGAGUCCCAAAAUCCCAAACUCCUAGAUAUAAACCUCACAAAUCUGUAUUGAUUGAACCUCAUUGAUGGGAGCUGGGUCUGCUCCCUAAUUGAGGGUUGGAGUUUUAUGUUUUUUAAGUUGAUUUCUGGCUUCCUUUUGAGAGGAGAGAGUUGGUUUGCCAUUUCUUUUUCUUUGUCGUCCUGUCACUGGGAUCUGGGUGUGUUAUACAUUGGCAGUUUAGGGUAAUAUAAUCUAAAUUGGGUGUUUUUGAUUGUUGGAUUUUGUUGAAAUAGGGCACAAGUGUGUCGAGGGAUCUUUCUUUUUGCUGCAAUUUUGGCUAUUUUCAGUUUUCAGUUGGUACACUGUAUAUGGAAAAGAUGGUAGCCGGAAAUGGCCUAUUAUUUCCAAUUCUUGGAUUUGCUUCUUGUGUCCUUUUCAUUUACAUGUCUUUUGGUGACCUAGGGCUUAAUAGUUUUCCGAGGCAACUGGAGUUAGAUUUUGUGAAAAGGAAUGGAACUCAGUUCACUUUAGAUGGGAAAGUAUUGUAUAUUAAUGGAUGGAACUCUUACUGGUUAAUGGUUCAGUCUGUGGAGGAAGAUACCAGACCUAGGGUCAGUGCAAUGUUGCAAGCUGGAGCAAAGAUGGGUCUCACUGUUUGUAGAACCUGGGCCUUUAAUGAUGGAGGCUACAAUGCUCUGCAGAUUUCCCCUGGUCAAUUUGAUGAGCGAGUCUUCAAGGCCUUAGAUUAUGUCAUUGCAGAAGCAAGGCAAUAUGGAAUUAGGCUUCUUCUUUGUUUGGUAAAUAAUUUGCAAGCAUAUGGUGGGAAGACUCAGUAUGUCAAAUGGGCAUGGGAAGAAAGCAUUGCUUUGAGCUCCUCCAAUGAUUCCUUCUACUUUGAUCCAUCAAUCCGCAGAUAUUUCAAGAAUUAUGUGAAGGCUAUCCUGACUCGGAAGAACACCAUCACAGGAAUUGAAUAUCGGAAUGACCCAACAAUCUUUGGAUGGGAGCUAAUGAAUGAACCCCGCUGCAUGUCUGAUCCUUUUGGUGAUACUCUUCAAGAUUGGAUAGAAGAAAUGUCAGCUUUUGUGAGAUCAAUAGACAAGAAUCAUCUACUGACUGUGGGUCUUGAAGGGUUCUACGGUCCUAAAAGCCCCAAGAAAUCAACUAUGAAUCCAGAAGCAUGGGCAUCAACCCUUGGAUCUGAUUUUAUCCGCAAUUCGAAAAGCACAAACAUAGAUUUUGCCUCUGUUCAUAUCUAUCCUGAUCAUUGGUUUCAUGAUCAAGAAUUUGAAGACAAACUGAAAUUUGUCUCCAAGUGGAUGUUCUCUCACAUUGAAGAUGGUGACACAGAAUUGAAGAGGCCUGUUAUGUUCACCGAAUUUGGAUUGUCAGACCAGAACAAGGACUUUCAACUAUCCCAGCGAGAUCGGCUGUACCAAACUAUUUUAGACAUCAUGUACAAAUCUGCAAAGAAAAACUGUGCUGGGGCAGGUGCCUUCAUCUGGCAGUUCCUUGUUGAAGGAAUGGAAGAGUAUGUUGAUGAAUUUGCUAUUGUACCAUGGGGAAGGCCAUCAAUUCACAAAAUGAUGAUAGAACAAUCAUGCAGGUUGGCUAGAAUCAAGGGACUGAUUCAACAAAGUGGAAACUUAAGAGAACUGUGCUCACCGAGACGGUGAAAUUUACUCCUGCGUGGUCAGAUGCCAAUUUUGUCUUUCAGUUGGAUUAGUUUCUGUCAGAGAUGCAGCGUCACUGUUUUUCUAUCAUUUUUCGCACUUAUAUACAAAUAGAAGUGGCUAUAUACCUUAGCUUAGUUUACAUGGAAAAGCAACGUGCAUGUAUAGGGUUACCUUGCAAGUUCACUACACAGUUUGCUUUUUUUUUUUUUUUCUACUUGUAAUAACUCAUAGAAUGUCAGUAUAGAACAUUGAAUCCAAAUAAAUGUGGUUUAGAUCA
This is a messenger RNA of Rubroshorea leprosula, 2342 nucleotides long. NCBI's taxonomy places the organism in Eukaryota, Viridiplantae, Streptophyta, Magnoliopsida, Malvales, Dipterocarpaceae. The record is from the annotation of a GenBank genome assembly.